Xyrauchen texanus (razorback sucker) is the source of this 1216-nucleotide messenger RNA. RefSeq names its product arachidonate 5-lipoxygenase-activating protein (gene alox5ap). Gene Ontology annotation, molecular function: enzyme activator activity; leukotriene-C4 synthase activity; glutathione transferase activity. The record is from RefSeq and is a predicted model, not a curated record. Lineage: Eukaryota; Metazoa; Chordata; Actinopteri; Cypriniformes; Catostomidae. Gene Ontology annotation, biological process: leukotriene biosynthetic process. Gene Ontology annotation, cellular component: endoplasmic reticulum; membrane; nuclear envelope. The coding region runs from base 56 to 529 and encodes 157 amino acids. The transcript has 5 exons.
AUUCAGACAGCAGUUGAACCAACAGUUUUGAGACACAAAUACAUACCAAAAGAACAUGGAUGCUGCAGAGUUGGAAAACAUCUUCUUAUUAGUGCUGGUCACUCUUCUCAGUGUUGUUCAGAAUGUAUUCUUUGCACUGAAGGUUGAGAAAGAGUGUAAAGGCCAUAAUUCAAAACAACAUUCUGCAGAUUUUGAGCGUUUGUUAUGUGCCAAUCGAAACUGCAUGGAUACUUACCCCACAUUCCUGGCAGUACUAUGGUGCGCUGGUAUCUGCCUCAGUCAAGCUCCAGCUGCCUUUGCUGGUAUUAUUUAUCUCGUGGUCCGACAGAAGUACUUUGUGGGCUACAUGGGGCAAAGUUGCCAGAGCAUUCCUGGCUUCCUGUUCGGGAAACGUAUCCUCUUCUUCCUGUCACUCAUGUGUAUUGUGGGAAUCAUAAAUUACCUGCUGCUCAACUACGGUGGCAGUGACUACAAAGACUACGUUCAGACCAUCACCAAAGCAGCAUCAACCCUCCUGCUCUUGCCCUGAGCUGUGCUCCACACGUGACUGCCAUUGAGAUAAAAUAGUGAAGUGCUCUGUGUGAAGACAUUGGUCUUCAGUUUAUGGUUUGUUGGUUAGUCAACAAAUAUAAACAAAAUAUUAGAGGAAACAAAAAGGUUUUUACUAUUAAUGUCCCUGUGUAAAAUGGUAUUUAAAGAAAUGUUUUAAAGGAAUGAAUGGAGUACAUUUGCAUAGAAUGACCCAUGGGAAAAGCCUUAAAGGGAUAGUUUACUCAAAAAAGAAAAUCACUCACCCUCAUGUUGUUCCAAACCUGUAUGACUUUCUUCCAUGGAACAUAAGAUGUUAGGCAGAAUGUUAGUUUCAUUUACCAUUCACGUUCAUUGUAUGGAAAAAAUAUGCAAUAAAAGCGAAUGGUGACUGAGACUGCUCAUUCUUUCUGUCAUCAUCUUGUGUGUUUCACAGAAGAAAUUCCUACAGAUCUGGAAUAACAUGAGGGUGAAUAAAUGAUGACAGAAUGUUCAUGUUUCUGCAAACUAUUGCUUAAAUUGUUUUAAAUAGUAUUGUAAAUCCUGUAAGUUUUUAUUAUUAUUUAAGAGGUUUUACAAAAUUGACACUUUUGCUCCUGCAGAAUUAUACUUUUGACAAAUUCCUAUCAUCUCAACAGUUUUAUGAUCUUUUGUAUUAAUGCUAGAUUUGGCAAAAUAUUAAAUCAUU